AAGGGUCCGGCCAGCAAGAUGGAGAGUGUGUUAUAUCGGCAGCCACCCCAGCAGACAGCCACGCUCCUGAACAUACAGCCUCAAGGGUCAAAGGAAGCCGAGGCAUGGGCGUACCCAGCAGGGGGCAGGGGCUUGCCUCGGAAGAGCGAUGAAGACAUCCAGGACCACUUAACCCGAAAAGCGGUUGUCCUUGAACACCUGCACAAGAGGAGGAGAAGGCAGAAGAAGAGGAAAGGCAAGGGGUUCUCUGCCAAGCAGAGGAGAGAGAUGAAGCUCUUUGACAUUAAGCCAGAGCACCAGAGGUACGAGAUAUUUGUGCCAUUACAUGAGCUGUGGGAGCAGUACAUCAGAGAACUCUGUAACGGGCUCAAGCUGGAAGCGCAGCCACACAUGAUUCAGGCCAAAUUGCUGAAAGCUGAUCUUCACGGAGCUCUCAUUACAGUGACUAAAGCGAAAUGUCCAUCCUAUGUCGGCAUAACGGGCAUUGUCCUGCAGGAAAUGAAACACAUUUUCAAAAUUAUCACAAAAGAAGACAAGGUGAAAGUCAUCCCAAAGCUCAACAACGUCUUCAGCCUGGAGAUCGAUGGCUUCAUCUCCUACAUCUAUGGGAGCAAGAUUCAGUUUCGAGCCAGCGAGCGUUCUGCAAAGAAGUUCAAAGGAAGAGGAACAAUUGACCUGUGAACCUUUUGUCUUUCUUUCUGGAAAUGGGAGCCGCUGAUGUGUUGUUUCCAAGGGAUGGAGAGACUAUUCCUAGCAGUUUGUGCAUCCUGAGACUUGAGUGCAUGUGAAGGAACAAC
Molecule: messenger RNA, 797 nt
Organism: Zootoca vivipara (common lizard)
Lineage: Eukaryota; Metazoa; Chordata; Lepidosauria; Squamata; Lacertidae
Product: ribonuclease P protein subunit p29-like
Biological process (GO): rRNA processing; tRNA 5'-leader removal
Cellular component (GO): ribonuclease P complex; ribonuclease MRP complex
Molecular function (GO): ribonuclease P RNA binding
Source: RefSeq, a predicted model, not a curated record